This is a messenger RNA of Physeter macrocephalus (sperm whale), 4845 nucleotides long. It is a transcript of the gene PRRC1, whose product is annotated as proline rich coiled-coil 1. Bases 374 to 1723 code for a protein of 449 amino acids. The transcript is spliced from 10 exons. The record is from RefSeq and is a predicted model, not a curated record. Gene Ontology annotation, molecular function: protein kinase A regulatory subunit binding. Lineage: Eukaryota; Metazoa; Chordata; Mammalia; Artiodactyla; Physeteridae. Gene Ontology annotation, biological process: activation of protein kinase A activity. Gene Ontology annotation, cellular component: cytoplasm.
ACGUGGCAGCGCAGGAACGUGCACCUACGGUGGCCAUCUUGGAGGCGGGCGCGCGCGCGGCGAGCUCUUACCUGUAUCUUGCUCGUCUUCUCGUAGUCGUAGUCCUACAGGUCAGCCUCUCUAGUCCCCGCUUUUCACUGCCCCGCAGACAGUCUCUCCGGCCCGCAGUUCAGGGACCGACUCCGGCGCCCCGGGCUGUUGGGCUCCACCUUCCACCGCGCUGGCCGGAGGGGAGAGAACGAGGAAGGAGCCCAUUGACCUUAGCUCGGCCCAGCCCGGCCUGGAGACGUGGCAGAGCUUGCGGGGAGGCCGCUACCGCCUGAGAGACUCCUGGGUCAACAAAUGGGGACGGUUUUACCGUAAUUGAAGAAAAAUGAUGGAAGAGAGUGGAAUAGAGACAACACCACCUGGGACUCCUCCACCAAGUUCAGCGGGACUGGCUGUCGCUGCCACAGCGGCACAGCCGUCUUCCCCGCCAGCCCCUUUAGCUGCAGCCAGCACUUUCUCUUCUCCAAGUGUGUCCACUGUGCCGCCCCUGCCGCCACACGCGUACUCCACCCCUCAGCAGUCCCUGCCUCCUGUGAAGCCUUCGCCACCCUUGCCCUUUGUGCCUCCUUCACCGGUCCCUUCUGGUCCCCCACUCAUUACCUCUUUACCACCUCAUGCUUCUCCACCAAGUGCUGCUGCCUUCAGUAACCCUCCUUUAUCCCACUUCCCGCCUUCCACCUGUGCCCCAGAUGCUCCCUUACCUGCCCCCGCUUCGGGUCCUCCCACCUCGGGAUUCUCUGUCGGCUCAGCCUAUGACAUUACACGAGGACAUGCAGGAAGAGCUCCCCAGACACCCCUGAUGCCGUCUUUUUCUGCACCUCCGGUGACAGGUAUUUUGCCAACUCCCAUUACUCAGCAAGCUGGUUUGACAUCUCUGGCACAGGGAACUGGAACCACAUCAGCCAUAACUUUUCCAGAGGAGCAAGAAGAUCCUAGAAUUGGUAGAGGGCAGGAUGAAGCAUCUGCUGGUGGACUCUGGGGUUUUAUUAAGGGUGUGGCUGGGAACCCUAUGGUGAAAUCUGUGCUUGAUAAAACAAAACAUUCAGUAGAAAGCAUGAUUACAACGCUGGACCCUGGCAUGGCUCCAUAUAUCAAAUCUGGAGGUGAACUGGACAUUGUAGUGACCUCAAAUAAAGAAGUAAAAGUUGCCGCUGUCCGAGAUGCCUUCCAGGAGGUCUUUGGCUUAGCUGUGGUGAUAGGGGAAGCUGGACAGUCCGGCAUUGCCCCACAACCAGUGGGCUAUGCAGCUGGAUUAAAAGGUGCCCAGGAACGGAUAGAUAGCUUGCGUCGAACCGGAGUGAUCCAUGAAAAACAGACUGCUGUGUCAGUAGAAAACUUCAUUGCAGAAUUGCUUCCUGACAAAUGGUUUGACAUUGGCUGUCUGAUAGUUGAAGACCCUGUGCAUGGUAUUCAUCUAGAAGCAUUUACACAAGCCACACCAGUACCCUUGGAAUUUGUACAACAGGCUCAAAGUCUAACUCCCCAGGACUACAGUCUGAGGUGGUCGGGCCUUUUGGUGACAGUGGGCGAAGUCCUGGAGAAGAGCUUACUCAAUGUCAGCCGGACUGAUUGGCAUGUGACUUUCACUGGCAUGUCUCGUCGGCAGAUGAUCUACAGUGCAGCCAAAGCAGUAGCAGGCAUGUAUAAACAGCGCCUGUCCCCCAGGACCAUGUGAGAAGGCUGGCCUGGGAUACUGACACUUGCUAACUUUGAGCUGCUGGUGGAGAAGAGACAGUCCCUUCUUAAACUGGACAACUUCAGUCAGUCCAGCUGUUUUAAUCAUUUUCCUGUAGGCUGCAGUUUUUUUCUUAGAAAGGUAUGGUGUCAUUCCAGUAGAUGAAACGAAACAGAUCCUUUUUCUGAUUAUAUAAUUGCAUGUACCAUAGUUCUCAAAUAUAUAAAUAUUUUUAUAGGACAGUUUGAUACACCAAAUUUAUAAGGUGCAAAUUCAUGUGCUAAGAUAUUUAACUUAAUGAUAUGUACUUGAUUAUUUUGUUUUUUAAGAAAUAGUUGACUAAAGAACAUGUUUACCGAACACUGUUUAAAAGCAUUGUUUCUUUUAAUUCAUGAUUAAUCUCUUCCCUGUCCAUCUUGGAAGCUUUCCGUGUAUCCAUGUGAUCACAGGUCUGAUGCUAAGCCAUGUGCUCAACAAGAGACUCUAAGACACCUACUUGUAGGGAGAUGGUGCACUUGUCUAUGCAUAUUUUUAACAUAGGCCAGAAUAACAGAAUCGAUCAUUUUCUUUUUGGUUAUCAUGUUAUACACAUAGCCUGAAAAAUUCUUUUUUUUUUUUUUUUAAUGUUUCAGCAUUUCACAUUCAUACUGUACAAUGAACACUGGGAUAAUGCAUUUUAUUUUUUUCAUUUGCUCUAUGACAACUAAGUGGUAAAUGAGUCAAGCAUAUUUAAAUUAGAAGCAUCUGGGGUUUUUUGCAUAAUGGUAUUCAGUGCUUCCAAGUAAACUCUGACAACAGCCAUUAUUUCUGCUUUAAUUCAUUUUUCCAACUGUAGUAGAGAAAUUUUUGAGAGGAAAUAACUUUGUUGUUUAUGGGAUCAUAUGACUUACUUUAAGCUUACUUAUUUAGUUUGCCUUAAACACUGCUUUUCUAACUUUGUGCCAUUCUGCCUUUACUUUUUAUGGAAGUUUUCCAAGAAACUAUUUUAUAGUGAACCUGGUUUAUUUAGUCCAUUAUGUUUGUAUUUAAUGAAAGCUUCUUUUUCCCUCAGAUAAUAUAUUUUACCAUUUUGGGAUUUAUACAAAUCAAAAAUAAAUAGUUCAUCAUAUACUUUUGAACUCUAUAUAUGAAAGUUCAAAUAACUUUUUGAAGAUAGUUUCUUAUAUAAAUGUAAUUUAAUUUUUAUUUACUCUUCUAUAUAAUUCUUUAGAUAUAAAAGAAUCAGCACAAUCUUAUAAAAUCUUUUAAGGUAUUGAAGCUGUUAUCCUGUGCUGUCAUUACAUGUAAUGUUUGCUUUGUAUUAAUAUCAUUUCAAGUACUUGUUUGAUUUCUGCUAUUUUUUUUUUACCUGAGGAUGAGAAGAUUAAGCACUAAUUUUCCAUCUGUGUUAUGUGUUAAUUUCUAUGCACUGUAUAGUUGUCAUUCAGUGCAAUUCAGACUUCUGUGUCAUUAAAAGUAAUGAGAGAAAGAAGAGAGAUGUAGCCGGUUGCUAUAGCAUAAUAGGGACAGAGGAAUACUUAUUUUCCCUUUUUAUUGGUAUUUAUGGAACACUUCGUCUAUGUUUUCUCCGUCUUUCAUGAAUAAGAGAAGCCUUUCUCUACCAUUUGUUUUUAUCCUUUAUUUUAAAAAGCUACCCUUUAUCAUGGCAUUGGCCUGAUGACACAUGACUGUUAGGAAUGAAGGAACAUAUGUCCGUAGUUCGUAUUUCUGCUUUUUUUAACCUCCUAUUAUAGGGAAAUUUUACAGAUCCUAAAGAUAAAAUUUUCUUUUUAUUUUACCAAGUCUCAAAUAUCUUAGUUGAUGUUUUUGAGUGAGGGUGGUUUUCAUAGAAUCAUUAACAUUGACAUCCCAUUAGAGGACAAUUUUCUUCGAAUCCCCACAUAGCAAUGGCAGAGUUAUUCCGUGGUUUGGGUGCAGAUGAUUUUCCUGCACCUGGUAAAUUUGCACCCUCUGCUCUUUGUGAGUGGGUGAGGACUAGGGAAAGGCAGAUGGAAAAGAUAAAUACAUGAUCUCAUUCUGGCGCCCUUAUUCCUUUUUUGGCCCAGAGUUAUCUUUGAAAGGCAUCAGUGCAUGACUGACUCCACAGUCAACUUUCCCAGCCUCUUGUUUACUUUUUCAUUCUUGGAUUUCCCUCUUGUACCAGUGGCAAGAAAAGUAACUCAUUACCUCUCACACACCAGGGCAGUGUUAGCCAGGAGGUCUUUUACUGUUGGUAUUUUGGCAUGAGAUAUGCUGGUCAUGAGCCUAAGGCCACGGCACCCUUCACCAAUCAUCCAGCUGCCCUGUUCUUUUCUUGCUUGUUUCCUUAUAAUUCUUGCACUAGCAUUUUUUAGGGAGGGUUGAGCUGGGGACUUUUACCCUCAAGCAUCUUCGGACAACCUGUCUUUAACACAGUUCUUCGCCACUACUAUUUUGGUCAUUUUUUUUUUUCUUUUGAAGUGCUCCCAGAACUACUUACUGAAUUUGAUAAGUUUGUAUACUUUUUUAAUUAAGUGUUGUGAAAGAGAAUAGGAAGAAAUGCAGGAAGAGCAAUUUUACAUCAGCCUCAAUUGACAGAAGGUACUCAGAUUAUUCAGAUCAAUAUCAUCUUGUUAUUAAGUUUAUCAGGUAACCCUGGAUUUAGAGCUGGGCCCCAGACUUCUGGGUGGAAAAGUUUGAGCCAAUACCUGUAGUUUUCUCCUCUUAAUCUCUUAUUAUUACUUCCCCAUUCUUUGUUCUUUCUCUCAAGGAUUAAUGAGGUAGAAAAUUGAGAUGAAUGGAUAUAGACAAUAUGAUAGUAUGAUAGUAAAUAUAAGUAGAUAACAGUACAGAUGAAAGUGUAUUAUACAUUAAUUCAAAAUUAUGCAAAUUAGUAAUAUACUCAGGGUCAGCUAAAUUAGUUUAAGAUGUUGUUGAAUUUACUUUGUUCCUUGGCUAGAAAAAAUUCUAAACAGGAAUUUGUGUUCUGUGAAGCCAAAUUGGUAAUAUUCUGUGUUCUAAAAGAUGUUAGGUUAUAUAUAAAUUAAGAAACUUGGAUUUUUACUCCCAGAAUAUGGUAUUGUUUUUUAAGAUACUAUGCAGGAAUGAUGUAUUGGAUAAAGCCAAUUUUGUACGUAUGUAAAUAUGUCAUAAAUAAAAAAUAC